AUGCCACAGACCAGAAGAGACAAAGAGAGUAAGUAAUUUUGCAAGAAUGUGUUUCUAUCCUUGUUUAUGCUUUGUUAUUAUUGUCUAAUUUUCAGUUUCUCUCACAAAAGUGAAGAAAAAGUCCAGAGAGAACAAAGAGAACCUGGUGGAACAAAUCAGAAAAUGCGUAGAUGAAUACGCCUCCGUCUACUCAUUCAGUAUUGAAAACCUCAGAUCAUCCAAGUUCAUUCAGGUUUGAAUAUAGAAUGGGAUUAAUUGUUUCGUUUUAGAUUCGCCAGAAGUUCAAAAAGACUUCAAAGUUUUUCUUUGGAAAGAGAAAUGUAAUGGCUUUGGCAUUGGGGAGGACAGCUGGUGAAGAAAUCUCUGAUGGAAUCCACAAGCUAUCAAAAACUUUGGAAGGACAGUGUGGACUGAUUUUUACAAAUGAAAAGGAAAAAGAUUUCAUAAAGUAAGAGCUGGUUUUUUUCUACUUUAUUCAUUAGAUACUUCAAAACAUUUGACGACGAAGAAUUUGCGAGAAGCGGGAACACGGCUACUCACUCAGUCCAUCUACCAGCCGGACCACUAACACAGUUUCCUUUCUCAAUGGAACCACAGCUUAAAAGGCUAGGACUUCCAUGCAAGGUUGAACGUGGGUUUGUCGAACUGUACGACAGUUUUCAAGUGUGUUCGGAAGGCGACACUUUAACAGCAGAUCAAUGCAAGAUCUUGAAGCUGUUGGGAGAGAAGAUGGCCACAUUCAAAGUAAAUUUGAUUGCCAAAUGGAGUAAAUCCAAAGGUUUUGUUACACUCUGAAUAUUGUUUUCCCUUGAUUUUUUGUUGUGGUUAAAUUGUUAUUCAUAUCAGCAAAGUUCGGUUAAAUGCGAUCUCGUUAGGAUGUUUUUGAUUUAAAAAAGAUUAGACGAGGUUUCUUUAGGAAAUGAACAAGCUGUCCACUCGUUUCCUUUUAAGGUGGACUAGACUGAGUUUGCAAGCCGCGAGACCCAAAUCAAAUAAACCAAUCGAACCCAGGUUCAGUCGUUCGUCUGCUUAUUAUGGAUCAGACAAGUUGGAAUUGAAACCGUCGACUCCUCUUUACAUCCCCAAUUAUUAUGACACCGAUGAAUUUCAAAACAAGAGGGUUCUGUAUGCAGUAAUUAGUCUCGGUAUCUUCUUUGCUUAUUUUGGGUACUUCAGGUAAGAAAUUUUUCUCUUAAUCUUAAUGUUCCCUCAGAGAAAAAAAUGAUAUCGACCAGAUUCUAAACAGCGAACCUCAUGUCUUGGCUGGAAAUCUCGAACGGAAAAUGUUGGGCAACCAGAUCCAAGAGGCACGGCGGGCAGGGAAACCAACAGAUUUGCUGGAAGCACAGUUGGCUUAUGUUGACGUGAAAGAAGCGGCCAUCCAAGCAACCUAUGACAAGAGAAAAAACUAA
Molecule: messenger RNA, 1412 nt
Organism: Bursaphelenchus xylophilus (pine wood nematode)
Lineage: Eukaryota; Metazoa; Nematoda; Chromadorea; Rhabditida; Aphelenchoididae
Source: the annotation of a GenBank genome assembly